Messenger RNA from Moneuplotes crassus, 2009 nucleotides. The record is from the annotation of a GenBank genome assembly. Lineage: Eukaryota; Ciliophora; Spirotrichea; Euplotida; Euplotidae.
AAACCUUUAUGGUGAAGCUGAAGUUCCAGACAAAGGGAAGGCUUUUACCUAAUAACCCGAGAAACUUUUAUGAACUAGUGACGAGUAUUUAUAAAUACUAUCCUGAAAUCUAUAACAUUGAGGAUUAUUCAGUAUAUUUUCAUGACCAGGAUAAUGAAAGAAGCGUGAUUAACCAGGACGAUGACCUCCAGGCUGCUUACAAGCUCAUGGCCCUCAAAAAGGGCCCAAUUCUCAUCUUUUUCAUUGAGAAUCGUCGUGCAAGGAAGAACGCACUCGGAGACCGAAGACUUGACUCUAAAAGUGUCCAAGAAGUCAAGCUAAGAAAUAAGAAGAAAGAAGCAGAGUUGCUUGAAAACGCUCUUUUGGUUAGAAAUGGUUACACUUAUGAGUUCAGCAGGACUUCCAGGAACGCCUACUGCUAUAGAUGUGAAGACUGGAAGAAAGGCUGCAAAGGAAAAUGGUAUCUCUUCGAAAAGGACUCUAAUGGUCUCGGAAUUGAACACAGCGCCCAUUCUUUACUUAAAGAAGAACACAGCUGCAUGGAAAUCUCCCGAGAACUCGGGAACUUAGCCAUGGAAGUCUCUGAGUUCAUUGAUAUGAAAGGAGAUCUGCCUUUUAUUGUUAAAUACGAUGCAAUGAAAAAAAAGUCAUCAACAAGCUGCUUGAAUCUGAUUUCAGACUUACCAAAGAAAUGCUUAGGAACAGAUUGGAAUCUGCUGGGCAAAAGGCUCCUAGAAAACCUGAUUAACAAGCUAAGGUCAAGACUCUCUGUCAAGUCACACUGUGUCAGUGACAUCUCAUCAAUCAAAACAGUCGAAGGAGAACCCUUCUGAAGAGAAGUGAUAGAAUGAAAUGCAAAUAACAUGAAGCAAUACUUGUGAUUUUUCUAUUCUGAUUUCCAAGUAAAGCUUCUACAGGAAGCAAAGACACUGUACAUUUCUGGCUCACAUAAGAAAUGGCUAAAGCCACAAUGGAGCGAAACUGUAUUCAUCCAAGCCUUCAAGAACAAAACCUGCGUGACUUUGUGUACAUUCAUCACUCAAAGUGACUCAGAUGAAGCUUUUAAAGCUGGGUUAUCAUACCUCCAAAAAGAGCUAGAUCUUUCUCCUGAAGAAGUUGUAUUGGACCCUCAAGCUAAUCUGACCUCUGCAGCUAUUGGAGUAUUCGGAAAUGACACUAAAUACAAGACUUGUAGCUACUUCUUUCAUAAUUAUCUCAACCAGAGAGCUGAUAGGUUAUGUCUCUUAAACCAGAACGAGGACCAUAAUGUCAAGAAGCUCCUUUGGUGCUUAAAAGCUUUAGCUUUUAAGCCGAAAUCAGAUAUUGAAGGUGACUUCAUCAAGAUCCAGAACUUCUACAAAAGAUUUUGCUGCUCAUAUGAACAAAUCACUGAUGAGUUCUACAACUUAUUCGUACGUAAGCUGAACUUGGACUACUGGAACUCUAACUACAUGUUCAAGGAAGACCGAGAGAGAAAGGCGAAAUAUCUUGAGCUUAACAGAAUUCUUGAGAUUCAUGACAUGCUGCUUGAGAAAUAUCUUGAUGAGACAGAAACAUUUUCAUCAUUUUGCAAAGGUCUCGCAGAGCUUGAGAGAAAGUUCAGAAUGAUAUUAGAAGAAAAUGACCAUAUUGAAGUCUCCAAUGAUGAUCUCGAUGAGACCAAUAUCCUUGCAGACUUGUUAGACCAGAAGUUCAACAUUGAAAUGGUGAUGUCGCAUUCCUUCCAGCUGCCACAUAGGGAAAACUCCAUGAUUGGAAGUAGUAUUGAGUCUAACUUUGGUGUGUCUCCUUUAGCAAAUAACCCAAAUGCGAAUAAUGUGGGUGUGCCUAAUUUCAACCCAUAUAAUGCUAAUGUUGGUGGAGGGAUGAACCUAAGCAAGCGGAGAGGUAGAAGACCCUCUGCGAACAUUCACCAUCUAGCUCAGAACGGUACUCCAGUGUCACAGCAACCAUAUACAGAUUCAAGAGAGAAUCGAUUGAAUCCUUUCCCAAGUAACUUUGUCAGUUAA